ACAGAUGAUUUUUAGUAACACUAUAAUUGACUAUAGUCAAAUCUUUGUGAUAUUAUUGACUAGUAUUGAUACACAACUAAUUUCAUGAAAUUAUUUUUAUUAGUUAUUAAUGGACUAGAAUUAGUCAAAUGUUUGUGAUAUUAUUGACUAUUAUUAAUAUACAAUUAAUUUUAUGAAAUUAUAUUUAUUAAUUAUUAAUAUAGUUGAAUUAGUUUAUUAACCAUGAAUGGAUAAUUAGUUUAUGAAAUUAUUUUGUAUUAUAAAGAUCUACGUAUAUGUUAUUAGAUUAAAAUAUAAAAUGCAUGUUGUUAAAAGUUUGCUAAGUAAAUCUAAAGGUGUUACCGGCAUUGGCUUUAUUUCCUUGAUGAGUUGUGUUUGAACCGAGUUUGGUCGGGACUCGGUUAGUUUAAAGGUUUUUUUAUUAGAUCGGGAGAAAGUUCAGUUUACAAAUGAAGAAAAAAACGCAAGAGUAAACUGGUGCUCGGAGAGUUAGCCGAGAAAGCGAAAAUACAAUAAGUAAGAACUCUAGUUUUUAGCCAUCAAGUAUGUGUGCACAUUCUCGAAUCCCCCUCUUGCUGACCCUCCUCUUCCUUGUAUAGGCUGCUUUCUUCCCAAUGUCUUAGGUCGUCGUGUCGGGCCUUGAUCUUGAUCGGGCCAAGCAACUGGGCUUUCAAGCCAACCUGAUGUGCUUUCUUCGAUCAGUCAAUUGAGACGGUCUUGAGCCGAGCUUGCGCUCUUGGUCGGGGAUCGCUCAGCCGAGCUAGUGCCCUGGGCCGGCUUAGCAGGCCAAACUUUCUAUUUGAGGGGUCUUGUAGAAAGGUGUAAUCCAUCUAGUACAUGUUGACGGCCAAUGUUGUUGUACUCAUUGCUUAACUGCGUUUAUGGAAUGUUUUCUUUCCUGAAUCAAACUAAAGACAAGAGAUUAUUAAUAUUGCAGGAUACUCAUUGUUUCAUUGCGCUUAUGGCAUGUUUCUUUUUCUGAAUCAAACAAAAGACGAGAGAUUAUUAAUAUGGCAUGUAGGUGAGGAUCAUAAAAAAGGUAACUCUAAAAACAUGUUAGAGCCUCUUACAAAUACGUCAACAGAAGAUGAUGAUGCUUGAAUUGUUAGGUUGGGACUUGGGAGAAUGUUAUCUUUCCAUUUUCGCAGUACUUUUCUUUCUUUCCACUUUUAAUUUCUUUUGAAGAAAAUAAUAGAAAGGUUUAAGGGUUCUUUAACUUGUCUUUCUCUCACAGUUAAGAAAAAGGGCGAAACCUAUGGAAACUCCAGAGAGUACAAUAGAACUAUGUCCCGACCUGAUCUUAGACGAUGUUGGCGGUGCGUUCGGCAUGGGUAUUGCCGGAGGAUCCGUCUUUUACAUGAUCAAAGGAAUCUACAACUCUCCCGCCGGGGCUCGUCUAUCCGGCGGCGCUGAGUAUGUACGUAUGAACGCCCCGAGAGUCGGAGGAAGCUUCGCCGUAUGGGGUGGUCUCGUGUCGAGCUUUGCCUGCGCUAUGGAGUACGCGAGACAGAAGGAAGAUUCAUGGAACUUGAUCUUUGCCAGCGUCCCCACUGGAGGUCUCUUAUCGCUGCGUCAAGGCUUCCGCACCUCUCGUAACACGGCUUUAUUCAGUGGUGCGCUUGCAGCUCUCACAGUAGGAGUCUGGAACGCUGUGGAAAAAUUCACGAGUGCAGCGCAGAACGAGGAGGCUUUCAUGGAUGAUGCAGCCUCGUUACCAUCUUGUGUGCACAUUUGUCAGGUUCUUGGUCAGUUCGUGCCGGAGACUUCUUCUGCUUCGGUGGCAGGUUCGAGAUUUUGGUUUGGAGGUUGGUUUGAGAGUGGGAAGAAGGAGUCUGAGGAUAAGUCAGUGAGUACAACUCAGAUUCUGGAGAGCUUUGAUGCUCUUCAUGCGCCAACCAACGAGUUUAACUAA
This is a messenger RNA of Brassica napus (rape), 1912 nucleotides long. Its product is annotated as mitochondrial import inner membrane translocase subunit TIM17-1-like. Gene Ontology annotation, molecular function: transmembrane protein transporter activity. Gene Ontology annotation, cellular component: mitochondrial inner membrane; TIM23 mitochondrial import inner membrane translocase complex. The transcript has a single exon. The record is from RefSeq and is a predicted model, not a curated record. Gene Ontology annotation, biological process: protein import into mitochondrial matrix. NCBI's taxonomy places the organism in Eukaryota, Viridiplantae, Streptophyta, Magnoliopsida, Brassicales, Brassicaceae. Bases 1256 to 1912 code for a protein of 218 amino acids.